CCCGAACUCCGAUCGAGGCGAUGCCCCCCACACCACACGUCCGCGACCGCGACGCCGCGACGCUACCGCCACCGCCACCGCCACCGCCACCACCACCACCACCACCCGGCCAUGGCCACGCUGCUCCCCUCGUUUCCGCACGCCCUCUCCAAGCCCCGCCACCUCCACCACCACUCUCGCGUCGCCGCCGCCUCCGCCAGGCCCGAGGCCCCGAGCCCCGCCUCCGCGGCCCCCGCCAGCUCCCGCCUCCGCCGCCUCAUCGCGCGCGACGACCUCGCCGAGGCCGCGCGCCUCGUCGAGACCUCCACCUCCCGCGGCGAGGCGCCCGACGUCUACCUCUGCACCAAGCUCAUCCGCAACCUCUGCCGCCGCGGCCGCACCUCCGACGCCGCGCGCGUCCUCCGCACCGCCGAGGCCUCCGGCGCCCCGGUCGACGUCUUCGCCUACAACACCCUCGUCGCGGGAUACUGCCGCUACGGCCGCCUCGACGCCGCGCGCCGCCUCAUCGCCGAAAUGCCCGUCCCGCCCGACGCCUACACCUACACGCCCAUCAUCCGGGGCCUCUGCGACCGCGGCAGGAUCGGCGACGCGCUCGCCCUGCUCGACGAUAUGCUCCAGCGCGGCUGCCAGCCCAGCGUCGUCACCUACACCGUCCUCCUCGAGGCCGUCUGCAAGAGCAGCGGCUUCGGGGAGGCCAUGAACGUCCUCGACGAGAUGCGCGCCAAGGGCUGCACGCCCAACAUUGUCACCUACAAUGUCAUCAUCAACGGCAUGUGUAGGGAGGGUCGCGUCGACGAUGCCAGGGAGAUCCUGAACCGGCUGUCGUCCUAUGGGUUCCAGCCCGACAUCGUCAGUUACACCACCGUGCUCAAGGGCCUGUGUGCCGCUAGGCGGUGGGACGACGUCAAGGUGCUCUUUGCUGAGAUGGUGGAGAAGAACUGCGUGCCCAAUGAGGUUACCUUUGACAUGCUAGUCAGAUUCUUCUGUCGCGGGGGUAUGGUGGAGAGGGCAAUCGAAGUUCUUCAGCAAAUGUCACAGCAUGGAUGCACACCCAACACUACCUUGUGCAACAUUGUCAUAAACGCUAUGUGUAAACAAGGUCGUGUGGAUGAUGCCUAUAACUUCUUGGACAACAUGGGCAUAUAUGGGUGCAAUCCUGAUACCAUUAGCUAUACUACUGUGCUAAGGGGCUUGUGUCGCUCCGGACGAUGGGAGCAUGCCAAGGAGCUAUUGCCCGAGAUGGUCCGAAAGAACUGUCCCCCAAAUGAGGUUACAUUCAAUACAUUCAUAUGUAUCUUGUGCCAGAAAGGAUUGAUUGAGCCAGCUAUCAAGCUUAUUGAACUGAUGCCAGAGUAUGGAUGUUCAGUGGGUAUUGUCACAUACAACGCUCUUGUCCAUGGCUUCUGUGUGCAAGGGCGUGUUGAUAGUGCUCUUGAGUUGUUUAACAAUCUUCCAUGUGAGCCCAACACCAUUACAUACACUACGUUGUUGACAGGCUUGUGCCAUACCGAGCAGCUGGAUGCUGCUGCAGAGCUCUUGGCUGAGAUGAUUCAGAAGGAUUGCCCUCUAAAUGCAGUGACUUUCAAUGUACUUGUGAGUUUCUUCUGUCAAAAAGGGUUUGUCGAGGAAGCAAUCGAACUUGUGUAUCAAAUGAUGGAGCAUGGCUGCACCCCUAACCUGAUCACAUUUAAUACUUUACUUGAUGGGAUUACCAAGGAUUGCAACUCAGAAGAAGCGCUGGAGCUAUUGCAUGGUUUGGUCAGUAAGGGAGUAUCCCUAGAUACGAUAACCUACUCUUCAGUCGUUGAUGUCCUCUCAAGAGAAGAUAGAACUGAAGAAGCCAUUCAGAUGUUUCAUGCCGUGCAAGAUAUGGGGAUGAGACCAAAAGCUGGGAUGUAUAACAAGAUACUGUUCUCCCUCUGUAAAAGAUGUGAAACAGAUCAGGCUAUUGAUUUUUUUGCUUAUAUGGUGUCUAACGGUUGCAUGCCUAACGAGCCGACCUACAUUAUACUCAUUGAAGGCCUUGCCCAUGAGGGUCUGUUGAAGGAGGCACGAUAUGUACUGAGUGAGUUGUACGCGAAAGGAGUUCUAAGCAAGAGUUUACUUGAAGACCAGCACUAAGGUUGUGCUUCACACUGCAUAUGCCUUAUUAUCGAAGAGUGAGAAAGAAAUGUGCAUAUGCCUUGAGUCAUGAGGUUUUGGUGCUUAUUAAAUUCUGUUGAGUCUCCAUGGGCCUCAUUUACAGCAAGUUGGAAUCGGGUGGCACGCUUUACGUGUGUGCUUCAAGCUACAGUGAUCCAUAAAGAUGGGAUAGGUCUUUGAAGUGUGAAGACCAAGGAAAUCAAAAGGACGGUCUGGAGGAUAACACAAGCAAAUAAGAUAAAAGCAUGUUCAUACUUAUAACGGCCGAAUAAAAGAUACAGGCCAAUAAAGUUUCUUAGAAACAAUUCUCAGUUUCAGCAGUUUGAGACUAAAUUGUUGAAUUAUUUGACUAUACUUCUCCGUGUUUAUAAACAUUUUGGUUUGUCUUCCAUGAGCAAUGGUUUCCCUGACUGAAUAUUCACAUGUCAAGAGUACUGCAAGUGAGGAAAAUAUAAUGUCAGCUGGAUCUAUUUUUAAUCUAUAAACAGGCUAUCUACGGAUACCAAUUUCAUCAUCAAGAAUUGCAUAUUGGGCAUGACGUGAGAUACCAUUUACAGGUUGGCUGUUGUUCGAACACCUAUACCCUUCGUUGUCUGCAGCAAAGGGCAAAGGUUCAGAGUGAGCCUCAUGUUCUUUUUUGGGCUACAAAGUUGGAACCGCAGUUCGAUGGCUCAUAAGUCAUAUGAUGGUUCAUCACUUACCAGUUAUACCUAUACUGCUCUAGUGUCUACGGUGACAUGAGUGCAUUGCAGGGCUAAACUAAAAACUACCGUGUAUAUCCUACAAGAUUUGGUUCAGUUUGUUGCAUAUUGAUUGGUUCUAAUUCA
Messenger RNA from Triticum aestivum (bread wheat), 2969 nucleotides. Its product is annotated as pentatricopeptide repeat-containing protein At1g09900. The record is from RefSeq and is a predicted model, not a curated record. Gene Ontology annotation, molecular function: protein binding. The transcript has 4 exons. The coding region runs from base 112 to 2121 and encodes 669 amino acids. NCBI's taxonomy places the organism in Eukaryota, Viridiplantae, Streptophyta, Magnoliopsida, Poales, Poaceae.